AUGACUGCUGUGUGUGUAGGAGAGAGAGAUAGGAUUUUCUUCAUUCUGCUCUAUCCCCAUUCCCCCUAGUCAGACAAGCAGAGCAGAGCGGGACAGAGAGAGAGAGAGAAGAGUCGUGAGCGAACGAGUGCAGAACAGAACAACUCCACAAAGAGAAGAGAGAGGUGGAUAGUUCCCUUUGCAAGGAAAGAAAGAGAGAAGAAAAUCAAGCCUUUCAGAAUACAUUACCAACUGAGGACAGGACUUAUUUCUAGCCCUGUUUUAUGUUGUAACAGUGAGGUUUCUUUCUCAUUAUACGAGAGCCUACACACUGAUUGUAAAAAACUUGUACUGUGUAGUAGGAAUUGGGGUAUUUGCAGAGAGAAGGAGAAAGAAAGAGAAAAGGCUUUUUUGGAGCCAGGUUUUGAGAAGCAGGAGGCUGCAGUCGUGGAGAUCAUGCCCGGUAGAGGAGCUUGUUCUGGGGCAGGCGUGGGGAGGUUGCCUGGGUACUGGGUGUGUGUGCUGGUUCUCUGUGCCCUGGUGACAGGCUAUGUCAGAGCGUGCCCUGCCCUGUGUACCUGCAGUGGCACCACGGUGGACUGCCAUGGGCUGGGCAUCAAAACCAUGCCCCGGAAUAUACCCCGCAACACAGAGAGACUGGAGCUGAAUGGGAAUAACCUCACACGCAUCACCAAGAGUGACUUCUCUGGACUCAAGUACCUCCGUGUGCUACAGUUGAUGGAGAAUCAGAUUGGAGCGAUAGAGCGUGGAGCGUUUGAUGACAUGAAGGAGCUGGAGAGACUGCGCCUGAAUAGGAACCAACUGCAGCAGCUUCCGGAACUUCUGUUUCAGAAGAACCCUGCACUUUCACGUCUAGAUCUGAGUGAGAACAACAUCCAGUCCAUCCCCAGGAAGGCUUUCAGAGGAGCUACAGACAUCAAGAACCUUCAGUUGGAUAAGAACCACAUUGGCUGCAUCGAGGACGGAGCCUUCAGAGCACUGAGGGGCCUGGAAGUACUGACUCUGAACAACAACAACAUCAGCAGCAUCCCAGUCUCCAGCUUCAACCACAUGCCAAAACUACGUACCUUCCGUCUCCACUCCAACAAUCUGCACUGUGACUGUCACCUCUCCUGGUUGGCCCAGUGGUUAAGACAAAGGCCUACAAUUGGUCUGUUCACUCAGUGUACAGCUCCAGCCCCGCUUAGAGGACUCAACGUGGCCGAGAUACAGAAACAUGAGUUUACCUGCUCAGGUCACUCAGAGAGCUCCGGCUUGCAGCCCUGCAGCCUAGGAGGAGGUUCGUGCCCUGCCAUGUGUACCUGUAGUAACAAUAUUGUGGACUGCAGAGGAAAAGGCCUCACAGCUAUACCAGCCAACCUUCCUGACACCAUGGCUGAGAUUCGUCUGGAGCAGAAUGGGAUCAAGUCAGUUCCUCCUGGAACCUUCUCUCCAUACAAGAAGCUGCGCAGGAUAGAUCUCAGUAAUAACCAAAUAUCAGAAAUAGCUCCUGAUGCUUUCCAGGGUCUGAGAUCCCUCAACUCACUAGUCCUAUAUGGGAAUAAGAUCACGGAGCUUCCCAAAGGAGUGUUCGACGGACUAUAUGCCCUGCAACUACUGUUGUUGAAUGCCAAUAAGAUCCACUGUGUUCGGGCCAAUGCCUUCACAGACCUGCAGAAUCUCUCUCUACUGUCUCUGUAUGACAACAAGAUACAGACUGUGGCCAAGGGCACCUUCGCAUCCCUCAGAGCUAUACAGACGCUUCACCUGGCCCAGAACCCGUUUAUCUGUGACUGUAACCUGAAGUGGCUGGCAGACUACCUGCGCUCCAACCCAAUAGAGACCAGCGGUGCCCGCUGUGCCAGCCCCAGACGUUUGGCCAACAAACGCAUCGGGCAGCUCAAGAGCAAGAAGUUCCGCUGCUCUGGCACCGAGGACGUUCGUCUAAAUAAUGAGUGUAACAGUGAUCCAGUCUGUCCUCCUAAAUGUCGCUGUGAGUCCAACGUGGUGGACUGCUCCAACCUACGUCUCAAUAAGAUACCAGAACACAUCCCUUCCUCUACCACUGAACUUCGUCUGAACAACAAUGAUAUCAGUACACUGGAGGCUGUAGGAGUCUUCAAGACCCUCUCUCAGCUCAAAAAGAUUAACCUUAGCAAUAAUAAGAUCACAGAGAUCGAAGAUGGGGUGUUCGAGGGGGCGGGGUCAGUCAAUGAGCUCCACCUCACCGCCAAUCAGCUGGACUCUGUCCGCAGUGGAAUGUUCAAGGGACUGGAGGGACUACGCAUGCUAAUGUUGAGGAACAACAAGAUCAGCUGUAUCCAUAACAACAGCUUCACUGGCCUGUACAACGUUCGCCUGUUGUCUCUCUAUGACAACCAGCUAACUACCAUCACCCCUGGAGCCUUCGACACCCUGCAAACACUGUCUACACUUAACCUCCUUGCUAACUCCUUCAACUGUGACUGUCGUCUGGCCUGGCUUGGUGAUUGGCUGAGAAGCAGGAAGAUCGUCACGGGCAACCCUCGAUGCCAGCGCCCCGCCUUCCUCAAGGAGAUCCCACUACAGGACGUGGCAGUCCCUGACUUCCGCUGUGAAGAGGGUGUGGAGGAGACGAGCUGUGUGCCCAGGCCUCAGUGUCCCAGUGAGUGUACUUGUCUGGAGACCGUAGUACGCUGCAGUAACAAACACCUCCGUGCGCUGCCCAAAGGCAUCCCCAGAAACGUCACCGAGCUGUAUCUAGAUGGGAACCAGUUCAGCGUGGUGCCAAAGGAACUGUCUACCUUCAAAUACCUCCAGUUAGUAGACCUGAGUAACAACAAGAUCAACUCUCUAACCAACUCUUCAUUCUCCAACAUGAGUCAGCUCACCACACUGAUCCUGAGUUACAACUCUCUGCGCUGCAUCCCCAGUCUGGCCUUUGGUGGACUACGCUCUCUUCGACUACUGUCUCUCCAUGGCAACGAGAUCUCCGAGCUUCCUGACGGCAUCUUCAGUGACGUGGCCUCUCUGUCUCACCUGGCAAUUGGUGCCAACCCUCUGUACUGUGACUGCCGUUUACGCUGGCUGUCUGAUUGGGUGAAGACGGGAUACAAGGAGCCUGGCAUCGCCCGCUGUGCCGGACCGACGGGCAUGGAGGGCAAGCUGCUGCUCACCACCCCUGCCAAGAAGUUUGAGUGCCACGGUGAGGUGGACAGUGGCGUCCUGGCCAAGUGUAACCCGUGCCUGUCCAGUCCGUGUGUCAACCAGGGGAUCUGUCACAGUGAUCUGGUGGAGAUUUACAGGUGCAGCUGUCCUCCUGGAUUCAAGGGUAGGAACUGUGAGACUGCUCUGAACGUCUGUGUCAGUAACCCCUGUGCCAAUGGGGGCACCUGCCAACUAAACGAGGAGGAGGAGGGGGCAUACAGCUGUGCCUGUCCCCUUGGUUUUGAAGGUCCUACCUGCCAGACCAACAUGGAUGACUGUGAAGAUAACGACUGUGAAAACGGAGCUAACUGUGUAGAUGGUGUCAACAACUAUACCUGCCUCUGUCCUCCUUACUACACCGGGGAGAUGUGUGAGGAGAUGGAGGAUGUGUGUGCUCCAGGUGUCAGUCCGUGUCAACACCAGUCUACCUGUCUCAUCAGCUCUACUGGACCUCAGUGUGUGUGUUCUCCGGGCUACGUCGGUGAUGACUGCAGUGUGGACUAUGAUGACUGUGAGGAGAAUCGCUGUCAGAACGGAGCUCAGUGUGUCGACCAACUCAAUGGAUACUCCUGCUCCUGCCCCGACGGCUACAGUGGUCAGUUGUGUGAGGUGCCCACCUCACCGCGGUCUCUAUGUGACCUGGCAGACUGCCAGAACGAUGCCCCGUGUGUGGAACGGGCAGGCCGGGCACUGUGCCAGUGUCUCCCUGGGUUUGGAGGGCCUCGCUGUGAGAAGCUGGUCAGUGUGAACUUCGUAGACAGAGACUCCUACCUGCUGCUCUCUGACCUCAAGAACUGGCCCCAGGCUAACAUCACACUGCAGGUGUCGACAGCGGAGGACAACGGUAUCCUGCUGUAUAAUGGGGACAACGACCACAUCGCCGUAGAGCUGUUCCAGGGUCACGUUAAGGUCAGCUACGACCCUGGCAGCCUGCCUGGACAUGCUAUCUACAGUACUGAGACGAUCAACGACGGUCAGUUCCACACGGUGGAGCUGGUGACCAUUGACCAGAUGGUGAACCUGUCCAUCGACGGGGGUCUCCCCACCACCAUGGAUAGCCUGAGGGGGGUCCGGCCCCUCAACGGGGAGGCUCCGCUAUACGUGGGGGGUAGGGGCCCUCUCCAGAACACACCUACUUCCUCCUCCUCUGCUGCAGGUAUGCCCGUGGACGUCCACUCGGCGGCAUUCCGGCUCUGGCAGAUCCAGAAUGGCUCCAGUUUCCACGGCUGCAUCCAGAACCUGUAUAUCAACAAUGAGCUGCAGGACUUCACUAAGACCCAGAUGAAGCCGGGCGUGGUGCCGGGCUGUGAACCUUGUAGGAAGAUCUACUGCCUGCAUGGUAUCUGCCAGCCGGACGGGGCACAGGGACCAGUCUGCCACUGCCAGCCGGGCUGGAACGGACCCCACUGUGACCAGCCGGCCACCAACCCAUGCCAGGGCAGCAAGUGUGUGCAUGGCAAGUGUAUUCCCCUGGACCUGCAGUCGUACCGCUGUGAGUGUGUGGAGGGUUACCGUGGUGCCCUGUGUAACCAGCAGGGGGAGCUGUUUAACCCCUGCCGCAGCCAUAACUGUAAACACGGGCGCUGCCAGAUCUCUGAUACAGGAGAGGCCUACUGCCACUGUGAGGCCGGAUACACCGGAGAGCUCUGUGAUGCAGACCAAGAGGUAAUCCAGCCUAAACCAACUACAGAGUCAGAGUGUCGAGGGGAGCCUGUGAGGGACUUCUACCAGGUGCAGCGUGGGUACACCAUCUGUCAGACCACACGCAUGGUCUCCUGGGUAGAGUGCUCCGGCGCCUGCGACACAGGUGCCUGCUGUGCCAGCCAGCGAAUGAAACGCCGGAAAUACACCUUUGAGUGCAGCGAUGGAACCUCGUUCAGCGAGGAAGUGGAGAAGACCAUCAAGUGUGGCUGCGUGGGCUGCAUGUAGCACGCUUCACACAAACCUGCUACCGCCACCACCGAGCGCACCAGAGGGAGAGCGAGAAAGCGAGAGCGAGAGAGAGAGAGAGAGAGAGAGAGAGAGAGAGAGAGAGAGAGAGAGAGAGAGAGAGAGAGAGAGAGAGAGAGAGAGAGAGAGAGAGAGAGAGAGAGAGAGAGAGAGAGAGAGAGAGAGAGAGAGAGAGAGAGAGAGAGAGAGAGAGAGAGAGAGAACCGGAGAGGAGGAAGAAGUAAGAGAACAAGAGAGUAUAAAGAAAUAUAUAUAAAAACCUCUAUCUAUAUAUUAUGGACAACAAUGUUUGUAAAAUAGGACAUUUCCUCCCCUUCCAUGGCUGUGCGACAUACAGAAACACAGAGAAAACAAACAUCAACAACAACAUGGAGAAGUGUGAACAACAACAACCAAACCAUUGUAUCUGCAACAUUGUUUUGAAAGGUUCUAGAGAUGCAAAGGUGUUGCAUUCAGAGCCAGACAUCAACCCCUCAUACACACCUGGUCUAAACCGUUGGCCCUUUGGCUCAUCCAUCCAUUAGGCCUCAGAUAGCGUAAGCACCCUCUGCUUUCUUUGCUUCCUGAAGGCAGUAUGUGUAAUAUGACGUCCGGCCUGGUCAGGGUGGCAGGAGGGAAGAGGUACAGAGAUAUAAAAAAAAACGACAGAGGGAGGAUAGUAGAGUUGGGUUGUAGUUAAGUUUGGUUAGGCAGGGCAGGACAGGACUGGGCUGAGAAGGAGUUGGGCUGGAACUGGACUGUAGCUGGUGUGGGCUGGUAUAAGCUUGCCUGGACUGUAACUGAGUUGAGCCGGGUUAGGUCGGGUUUAGAUGGGCCAGAUUGUAGUUGAGCUGUGCUGAGCAGAGCUGGGGCUAGGUCGUGCUAUAUCUGGGCUAGGCCGAUUUCUUAUUGGACUAUCCUGGAGUUUUCAGAACAAGAGAUGUCCAUUCUUUUCAUUACUGAAAAGACCACUGCACUGAAUACCAGCACUGAGAAUCACAGUCAUUUGCCCUUCACAGCACAUACACACAACAUGCACGCAUGCACCACACUAGAGGUCAUUCUUGUCUGAGCAGAAGGGUCGUUCCAUUAGAAGCAGUCAGAAGGGGCUGUCUGAUACACAUUGUGAGGCAGGUAGACCUUCCAUUCCCCUACAGUAGGCUAUAAGCUAUACCCCCACCUGGAGCAGGCAGUACCCGGUGGAGACCAAUCCCCCAGCAUGCAUUGCCUCAGGAUGAUUUGCAUAAGCCCUCCCCCUUUGAGCAGGAGGAUGAUUAGGCCCCUCCCCUCAAUGCCUGCAGUAUUAAAUGUGUGCAAACUGUUGCAUGUGAGAAGUUUGCAAAUUGAUAUGUAGAGCUUUUUAUUAUGUUUAUUAUUAUGGAACAAAAGGUUCAGAAUAUUUGUUUUGUUACGUCUAAUUUCAAUUAUUUGUUUUGCAUUGUUUUGUUUUUAUUUGUUAUUAUAUUUUGUUUUCUGAUGUAACCUAACACCUUUAGCCCUCUCUUUAUACAGAAAUGCCUAACAGAUUCUAAUAUAUAUAUUUGUAUUUCAUUUUGGUAUAGUAUUUUUAUAUGUUAAAGAGUAAAUCUUUGUUUUCUGGAAGCUUCUAUUGGAACAGGCAGGAUGGCAUUUGAUUGGUUCCCUAGCUGUUUUUAUUUGUUUAUUUCACUUGCUCAAACAAGGUAGUUUGUAAUUGUCCAAAACAAGGUAGUGAAUGGUUGGCCUUGUUGUGUAGGCAGCAGUAUUGAUGUAGAAACAUGUUUAAUAUUGUAUAUGUUGUCUUCCAUGUGAAUAUGACAUCUAAUUCAUUUGAAAGUCUGUGUGCUGUUUGUUUUAUUUUGUAUUUAUUUUAUCUUAAAGCUUUUUCCUGUAGAGUAUAAAAGGCAUAAUAAUUGUUGCUGAUUUUCAAAAAAUAAAAAUAAAUAAAAAAGUUAAAAUAAAAACUAGUGUAACAAAAAAAAGCUGUAAGGUAUUUGUGACAUCACUUAAUAGCCAGUUAUGACAGUAUUUCCUACCCUCUGGCUCAGACACAUUCCUCAUUGGCUGUUGGGCCCGAGUGGGUGGAGUUAAAAUGCAAAUGAGUGGGCUGCCCCUCCCACUCUGAAAUACAUUUUUCCUGUAUUUACUAUACCAUACUCUGAAAUAUUGUGAAAGGGUUCUGAUCGUCUUGUGUUGAUUUUGUUUAAGUAUUAGGCUGAAUUUCUGUCAUUUUAAAUUGGGGACAUUUUCCGUGGUAGAAGUAAUUAUAAGAUUUAAGUGAAAGUCUGCUGUAGGAAGCUUACUUAUUGUGGAUGUUCACAAAGAUGGUGUCUACAUUUUGCCUGCAUUAAAUUGGUGCUGCCAUCUUAUCAUUGUACUGUGGUGGGAGGUGAAAAGAUGGUGAGGCCAUGGGCUGAAUGACAGCAAACUGUAGACCUGCCAUCUUUCUGUACAUUUACCAUUGGAUCCACUUACCGCAAUCCUAUUUUAACAUGCACAGAUAAUGCCUGGAUUCAAUCUGUAUCGCUGAACUUCAGCGUUAUAAGAUGAUUGAAAUUUAAAGGCAAUGUUCCCGCGUUAGCAGACUGCAUUCACGGUAAAUGAAUGUAGCCCUAGAUGUCCCCAUUCUGACUGGCUAUAGAACACGAAUCAGAGAUGAAAAGGUGCCAAUCGCAGAGUAGAACAGUCCAACCUGAAUGUAUAAAUGUGUAUAAAUAUGAAUUGAGCUCACUCCUGAAGCGGUAUGGUUCAGCUGUUAUCCUGUUUAGUUUCCAGUAUAAAGAGACCACAUCCUCUUUGUUUUCUAAGUGGGAGACCUACAGGACGUGUUUCCUGCGGAGUAGGAUGAAGUUGCCCCUAGACACAGUUCUGUGGUCAGUUUGGUGGUUUUCCCCACUAAUGAUUAAGGUAAAGCUUUGGGGAUGGAAAGCUGAUCCUAGAUCUAUGCUUAAGAACAACUUCUACCCAGAGCGUCCUGUUGCAGUGGACUCCUUGUUUGCCCCAAUGUUAACCAUGUCUUAUAUAUCCCUGAGGUUAUCCUAUGGUGUCCACAUUGUAUGAUAUUGAUGAACUGUCAUCCUUUAGCUUAACGUUUAGCUCGAUGCCUCGCAGAUUUCAACAUGAGUUUAUCACAGCUCUCACAAAAAGGACUUUCAUACUUGCAAACAUGGAUAUUGAUCAUCGCAAUUCAGCCGGAUUCCAUUCAUUCUAGGGUGAAACCUGUAAAGACUCAUCCACCAUCCGCGAGAGAACUGUACUCCGUAUCAUGUCAUUGUGAAAAACGCAGCGUCUCUGUUGUAUUGAACUGGUUAAAAAAAGGAGAAAAAAUAAGAAGAAAAAGUAUAAUAAUUCUCUGGUCUGUUUCCUACAGAUGUGCUACUUCUGUUGCUUUGGUUGUGUUCCGUCGCAGGUGUGAUGGUGGGAUUGAACUGAAGUCCCAGUGAUGCUGAAUGUAUGUACUAUCUAUCGAUCUAUCUUUAUCUAUCGCCACCGACAAAAUGUUUACUGAACCCCCUCCACUUUUCAUUCAUUAAACUUUAAUGUGUGUGCUUUUAA
Messenger RNA from Salvelinus fontinalis (brook trout), 8628 nucleotides. RefSeq names its product slit homolog 1 protein-like. The transcript has 36 exons. Gene Ontology annotation, molecular function: Roundabout binding; heparin binding; calcium ion binding. Gene Ontology annotation, biological process: axon guidance; negative chemotaxis. The record is from RefSeq and is a predicted model, not a curated record. Bases 436 to 5094 code for a protein of 1552 amino acids. Lineage: Eukaryota; Metazoa; Chordata; Actinopteri; Salmoniformes; Salmonidae.